Messenger RNA from Prosopis cineraria, 867 nucleotides. RefSeq names its product protein ACCELERATED CELL DEATH 6-like. Gene Ontology annotation, molecular function: protein binding. Lineage: Eukaryota; Viridiplantae; Streptophyta; Magnoliopsida; Fabales; Fabaceae. The record is from RefSeq and is a predicted model, not a curated record. The coding region runs from base 1 to 867 and encodes 288 amino acids. The transcript is spliced from 3 exons.
AUGGAAGCGAAGAAUUCAAACUGGAAGACGCCAUGCUAUGAAAAGCUGCAGGAACUGUUAAAGAAGCGGUUUAGUGCAUCAGAUAAUCAAAUUCAAAUUGGGCUUAUUGAAGAUACCAUGAGUCAUGAGUUGUACAACGCUGUUCGUAAUAAUAAGAAUGAUGUAAAUAAUUUUUUGGAUGUUUUAGAGCAAGUAUGUAGAGAGAAACAAAUUGAUUGUUCCACUGUUUUGCAUCAAGCCACUCCUACGGGUGAUUCUUUGCAUCAUGUUGCGGCUGAAUAUGGGAGAGAAAGGAUCGCAGAGCUGCUUGUCGAUAACAAUUUUUCGCUAGUAGUGACAAACAAUAGGAAAGACACUGCGAUUCAUGUUGCCGCAAGAGCUAAAAAUAUUGGGGUGAUGAGAGUCAUCUUGUCCAAAUUUGACGAUGCUAGAAGUAAGGAUGACUUUAUUAUGUUACCAAAUAAACUCGGGAAGAGAGCUUUGCAUGAAGCUAUUCUGAGCAAAUAUCUUGAGGGGUUGAAUUUCCUUUUAAGUGAACAAAGUGAAAGUCGGGUCAGUCAUAAGAGCCGUGGGAACUCCCCACUCCAUGCUGCCAUAUCAGAAAACAAUAUUGCUUUCUUGAAGAAUAUAGUACAUGAAAAAGAGGGGCUCAUGUACUUUAGAGAUGAACACGGAAAUACUCCUCUUCAUUAUGCAGCAUACAUUGGUUAUGUGGAAGGUGUUCGUGAACUUCUAAACAAAUCUAAUCUUGUUGUGUUUCAACGGAACUCAAAUGGUGAUCUUCCGAUUCACAUUGCUUGCCAAAGUAGCCGUGUUCAAGUGGUUAAACAACUGCUUCGCAUAGAAUGUCCUUAUACCAGAUUCUAG